GUGAAACGCAAUUUCGCGCAAAUCCCUGUUUUACCGGCACGUUCGGUCGGUAACGCAAUAGAAUUGAAUUCGCGUGAUAAAAGCGAAAAUUGCGUAAUCGUGACCUCUUCACGCGUUUAUUUAUAAGUGGCUGAGGAAAGCCACAUCAGACAAGAGUCCACCCAACUGUCAAAACUAUAAAAGUUAACCUCAAACGUUUCAAGUUUCGAUUAUCAGUGAAAUGAGUCUGCAGUGGACGCUAAUCGCCGGGUUUCUCUACGUGGAGAUCGCUAUCGUGCUUCUAUUGGUGCUGCCAGUGGCUAGUCCCAAGCGAUGGAACGCCUUUUUCAAGUCAAGGUUUCUGCAAGGGUUGCAGAGACAGGCGGGGAUGUAUUUUAUGAUCCUGUUGGCGAUUCUUGUCCUGUUCCUGCUUGACGCCAUCAGGGAAAUGCGCAAAUAUUCGCAAACAGAAUCCGAAGAACAACACAGUCAUUUGGACCGCGAAAUGCAGGGGAGUAUGCGGCUGUUUAGGGCGCAAAGGAACUUCUACAUCUCCGGAUUUGCCUUGUUUUUGUCACUGGUGAUUCGUCGUUUGGUGAUCCUGAUUUCAUCCCAAGCCGCCUUGUUGGCUCAAUCUGAGGCUUCAAUGCGUCAGGCCCAAAGUGCGACAACAGCUGCUAAGAGUUUAUUGGCUCAAAGGGGCGAAAUUGCCCAAAAUGACACCAACGAAGCCCACGAUAAAGAGAUUUCCGAAUUGAAGAAGAAGAUCAAAGAUUUGGAAGAAGAGCUCGCAACUGAAGUAAGAGAUAAAAACGCAAUGAAGAAACAAUCAGAUAAUUUGGCCAAAGAGUAUGACCGUCUUGCUGAAGAACACAGCAAAUUACAGAAGAAAAUUACCAUCAGUGGCGGUGAUACUGAAACCAAGAAAGAUAACUGAAAAUGUGAUGGUUGUAAGGCUGAAUUAAUCACGAGUAAUGGCUUACUAGAUUACUUAUUAUAUUAAUUUAUGUUUAUUUUGAGAGGUUUCUUUGUGUUGUCCAUGUUUAUGUUAAUUUGGAUUGUUAUUCAUAAUUUUUGUAAUAAAAUAAAGGCACUAUUAAAGUCGGUAAUAAACGGUUUUUACUAAA
This is a messenger RNA of Tribolium castaneum (red flour beetle), 1106 nucleotides long. RefSeq lists its product as uncharacterized. The transcript has 5 exons. The record is from RefSeq and is a predicted model, not a curated record. Gene Ontology annotation, cellular component: endoplasmic reticulum; endoplasmic reticulum membrane. Gene Ontology annotation, biological process: intracellular protein transport; endoplasmic reticulum to Golgi vesicle-mediated transport. Bases 221 to 916 code for a protein of 231 amino acids. Lineage: Eukaryota; Metazoa; Arthropoda; Insecta; Coleoptera; Tenebrionidae.